AUGGCGACGAUUACGAUUUCCAGUGUUCAAUACCACCACCGGUGCAAUGAUAGGACGUCUAGGUGGCACAACAACUUCGACGAUUGGUCGACGUGGAGGCAUCACAACCUCAACGACAGGAGCGGGUCUUGGUGCUACUACAACGACAGGCGCUGGAGGAGGUGGCACCUGAGCCACGACAACACCUCCUCCAUUCAUUCCGAUAAAAUGUUCGAAAUGAAUUUUGCUCACUUCAAGGUCUCCUCUGACAUUGAGGGCUGUUACAUGAUGAGGAUCUUCGCGAUGAUAGAAGUGAGCGACGUGCUGGCCAUUCACGUGGAACGUAUAAUGACUCUGGUGGCAUUUAAUUUGUAGAUGGAAUCGUUGUCCGAAGUGGAACACAUUCUGAUGACGUUCUUCGAUUUGCCAUGCUCCAGCUCUCAAGUUGUUCAGGACGAUACAGUGAUCUCCUCCAUGCAUUCCCAUACGUACUGA
Messenger RNA from Haemonchus placei, 474 nucleotides. NCBI's taxonomy places the organism in Eukaryota, Metazoa, Nematoda, Chromadorea, Rhabditida, Trichostrongylidae. The record is from the annotation of a GenBank genome assembly.